AUGUUAGGAACAUACAAAAAGGAUAUUCGCUGUGUUUCAGAAGUUAAAAAAGGAGGAAGGAAAAGAAAAGCCAAAGCAACUGAGCCAAAGCAACCCAAAAAGCCUGCUGCUAAAAAAGAAAAACCAGCCAAGUCAAAAGGCAAACAAGAGAAGAUCACAGAUACUUUUAAAGUGAAAAGAAAAGUAGACCGUUUUAAUGGUGUGUCUGAAGCUGAACUUCUGACCAAGACAUUACCAGAUAUUUUGACCUUUGAUCUGGACAUUGUAAUAAUUGGCAUAAACCCUGGCUUGAUGGCAGCUUACAAAGGACAUCAUUACCCUGGACCUGGAAACCAUUUUUGGAAGUGUCUGUUCAUGUCUGGUCUAAGUAAGGAACAGCUGAACCAUAUGGAUGACCACACCUUGCCACAUAAGUAUGGGAUUGGAUUUACAAACAUGGUUGAAAGGACAACACCUGGAAGCAAAGACCUGUCCAGCAAAGAGUUUCGGGAAGGAGGGCGAAUUCUGAUGCAGAAGUUACAAAAAUAUAAACCUCGCAUAGCAGUUUUCAAUGGAAAAUGUAUUUAUGAAAUUUUUAGUAGAGAAGUUUUUGGAAUAAAAGUUAAGAAUUUGGAAUUUGGACUGCAGCCACACAAGGUGCCAGACACAGAAACUCUCUGCUACGUUAUGCCAUCAUCCAGUGCAAGAUGUGCUCAGUUUCCUCGUGCACAAGAUAAAGUUCAUUAUUACAUAAAGCUGAAAGACUUAAGGGAUCAGCUGAAAGGCAUCGCACCAAACACAGAGGUGCAGGAGGUGCAGUACACGUUUGACUUGCAGCUCGCACAAGAGGAUGCUAAGAAGAUGGCCGUCAAAGAGGAAAAAUACGACCCGGGUUACGAAGCAGCAUACGGAGGCGCUUACUGCGACCCUGCUCCCUACGAGGGCGAGCAGUGCAGCUUCUCCUCGGACGGGACAGCGCCGGGCAACGCGCAGUACUGCGAGGGCUCCUCCUUCGGUGCGGCUCCUAACGGACAGUGGAUGGCGCAGCCGUUUGCAGAGCAGCUGCCGGCGCCGGGCGCUGGCGCGGGGCGGGAAGGGGAGGGCAGCAGCGCCUGA
This is a messenger RNA of Merops nubicus (carmine bee-eater), 1095 nucleotides long. It is a transcript of the gene TDG, whose product is annotated as thymine-DNA glycosylase. The record is from RefSeq and is a predicted model, not a curated record. Bases 1 to 1095 code for a protein of 364 amino acids. The transcript is spliced from 8 exons. Gene Ontology annotation, molecular function: mismatch base pair DNA N-glycosylase activity. Gene Ontology annotation, cellular component: nucleus. NCBI's taxonomy places the organism in Eukaryota, Metazoa, Chordata, Aves, Coraciiformes, Meropidae. Gene Ontology annotation, biological process: base-excision repair, AP site formation.